UAAUAAAAAACAAAACAAAAUUUUGUUUUCAUCUGCAUUGUUUGUACCGUGAUAAAAUUGAUGAAUUAUUUAAAUUAAAUGAAAAUUAAAAAUUUUUAUUCCUUUGACUCAAUUCAUCAGUUUGAUUAAAUCAUUCAUGCAACGCGCGAGCUAUAUUCAAAUACGUGGACCGAAAUCAAGUAAUGUGAUCGUAUUUAAUUUUCGUGAGUGACGAACACGCUAAAUCUGUGUUUCAAUAGCGUAAAUUCAAAGUGAAAACAUUCGAUUUUCCUUCCAUAUUGUACAAUGGCUUGUUUAAUCGAAAACGAUCAUCAUUUCACUGUCAGUAUUCCAUCGUAUGAAGACAAAGAUGGAGUAACUCACUACCAGAUUAAUGUCGUCGUGGGAACCGUAUCAUGGGUAGUUUUUCAUCGUUACAAGGAUUUUGUCGAAUUGCACGAAACACUAGUUACUGAUCAUUGUCUUUCCAAGGAAAUGCUCCCACGAAAAAAAUAUAUCGGUAAUCGAGAUCCGCAGUUCAUCGAGAAACGUAAAAGCUGUUUGGAAAAUUAUUUGCAAACUGUCAUAGCAUUUCUACAAAAAGCGAUGCCGUUCGUUUUAUUAAAAUUUUUAGAUUUUGAUAAAUACGACAUUUCGUGUAUAUUGCAAAAUAUGGCUUUCAAUCUGAAACGAGAAAAUACUUUUGUGGAAAGCGUGGAAGGGCCGAUAGAGUAUACAUUCAGUCCGCUUCAGUUGCACGCAAUCAGCGAACGAUUACAGAAAUGCUGUUUUCCCAACGAGUCGUACAAUAAUGACUUCGAUUUUAGUCACAUUUUGGAGUUUUGCUACAAUUCGAAGACUGUAAUCAUUCGUGGGAAUCGUUCGAACAUCGGAAGUAGUAAUUUAAUCUGUAAUAAUCUGACUUUCGAGUUGACAUUUUUCAAAACAGCGGUCAAUUUAUACUUCUACAAUGUUCAAUUAUCGAAUAUUUACGAUUUGGGAUCGUUGAGACAAAGUGUAACUUCAUUUGUUGUCUAUAACAGUAAUAUGGAGCAGUUUUCCGAUGCGCUAUUGUGUGAUAAAGUUCAUAAGACUCACGAAGAAUCUGAAGAACACGUUUGGAAUAAGCUUAUGAAUAUUGAUUUCAGUUGGAACGAAUUCAAACGAAUUGAUAAAAGUAUAUCCCUAUCGCCAAAUCUACGUAGUCUCACAAUGGAUGGCAAUCAGAUGAAAACCAUCGAUAAUACCCAUUUGAUUCCUAAUCUAACUCAUUUAUCAAUUUGCGCGAAUGAUAUUACCAUCAAAGAGUGUUUAGCUUCGAAAUUGGCCUGUGUUUCGCAUUUAAAUUUGUCUCAAAAUAAAAUCGAUACGUUGCUUCCGUUUGCAAAAUUGGUCUCGUUGCAAGAAUUGAAUUUGGCUUCGAAUAAAAUAUGCGACUCGAAAGAGAUUAAAUAUAUUAGCGAUUUACCAAAGUUGAACUAUUUAGUAUUAACUGGUAAUCCGGUUUCGACUAUUAUUGACUAUAGAAUUAAAGUUUUUGAAUAUUUCAACGUUAGAGCCAGUUACCUUUGUUUAGAUAAUGAAAGACCUUCUCAAAAAGAGCUCGAUACCGCAGCAGUUUUAAGAGCUUUAACAGUUGUGAGAGAAGGUAAAACUCCAAUUCUAUCACAAACUACUGCAUAAAUGCUUACGUUUUUACCAGAAACCGAAUUAUUGUACAAAAAAUAAAUAAAACUUUGGACCAAGUAAUUCCAUGCAUUAUUGUUUGUUGUUGGUAUUGUUAUUCAAAAAUUUAUUCGCAUCUUUAUUGUAAACUGUUUUACCAUAAUUUUCGUAAAUGUGUAAUAUUUUUAAAGAUUAUUUUUUGUUUAUUUUCUUCAUAGAAUAAAGCCUACAAUUAUUGUGAUUUUA
This is a messenger RNA of Planococcus citri (citrus mealybug), 1890 nucleotides long. RefSeq names its product nischarin. The coding region runs from base 286 to 1662 and encodes 458 amino acids. The transcript is spliced from 2 exons. NCBI's taxonomy places the organism in Eukaryota, Metazoa, Arthropoda, Insecta, Hemiptera, Pseudococcidae. The record is from RefSeq and is a predicted model, not a curated record. Gene Ontology annotation, molecular function: protein binding; phosphatidylinositol binding. Gene Ontology annotation, cellular component: cytoplasm.